This is a messenger RNA of Salvia miltiorrhiza (redroot sage), 666 nucleotides long. RefSeq lists its product as uncharacterized. Bases 1 to 666 code for a protein of 221 amino acids. The record is from RefSeq and is a predicted model, not a curated record. Lineage: Eukaryota; Viridiplantae; Streptophyta; Magnoliopsida; Lamiales; Lamiaceae. The transcript has a single exon. Gene Ontology annotation, molecular function: nucleic acid binding.
AUGGUGAAGAAGAAUCUCUCCACCAAGGAAAGGAACAACAUUGUUCAAUUCCUUCUUGCAAACUCCAAAAAUGGCAAGCCACUGAAAGGCAAAAUGAAAGAGGUCGUCUUCAAGUUCAACAGCAGUGAGAGGACCGUCUGUAGGCUUUUGGUAGCUGCAAAGAAUCAACAAUCACAAGGUGAGAUCAUCUAUCUACAAAGUCAAAAACCCAACACACCAAGGAGAAAGCGAGUAGAGAUCGAUUUGGAGCUAAUCUUAAAUCUAGAUUUACUUCAAAGAUCAACAAUAAGAAAGCUUGCAUUUAGGAUUUCAUGCAGUAAGAGCACAAUGUGGAGAUGGGUGAAUAAAGGUUUGAUCAAAGCUCACACAUCAGCUAUAAAGUCUGAUCUCACAGCACCAAACAAGCUACUUAGGUUCACUUUCAUACUAGAGGCACUUGAAUUUGAUAGAAUCAUUAACACUUUGAAGUUCAAAAGCAUGAAUAACACAAUGCACAUAGACGAGAAGUGGUUUUACAUCACAAAAACUUAUCACAGAUUGUACCUCAGGCCUGGAGAGGCAGAGCCACAUAGGACAUGUAGAAGCAGGAAAUCCAUAACCAAGGUCAUGUUUAUGUGUGCAAUGUGCAGACCUAUUUUUUUCACAGGAUGUGAAAGUCAUAUUUGA